Myripristis murdjan (pinecone soldierfish) is the source of this 2109-nucleotide messenger RNA. It is a transcript of the gene gdf5, whose product is annotated as growth differentiation factor 5. The transcript is spliced from 3 exons. The coding region runs from base 295 to 2094 and encodes 599 amino acids. Gene Ontology annotation, molecular function: growth factor activity; cytokine activity. NCBI's taxonomy places the organism in Eukaryota, Metazoa, Chordata, Actinopteri, Holocentriformes, Holocentridae. The record is from RefSeq and is a predicted model, not a curated record. Gene Ontology annotation, cellular component: extracellular region.
UAACGGAUUUGGGAAUAAGGGUUUGCAGGGUUUGUUUCUUCACCUCACAAUACUCAGUUACACUCCACAUCUUUGCCUUUACAACCUUGUAUAUGUUUAUUGCUUGUUUCAAACGGGAGAGGCAGUUUCUCUUCAUUUGUGCCCGGACAGCGCGCAGGGUAAACUCAGAGGAUGAAAGACUCGGACCAAACGAGACGGCUCUCUCUCCUUUAUUUAACCAAACAGACAAAUUAACUCAGAUCCGCGUCUGCUUUAUUACAAUGACGGCCUGGCAAGUGGCAAAAGGCCUUUAGGAUGAAAGUUGCGAAGCGUCUCCCUCUCCUGCUGGGCUGCUGGACUCUCAUUUACCUGGAUCCCGUCUUCGCUUCACUCAGCCGGACCAGGCCGACCGACAACCACCACCGGCGGGGAGAGGCGGCGGAGCGCACGGCAGGCGGCGGGGAAGGUGACCAAUCCCGUGUGGGGGCCGGUGGGGGAAUCGGUGGGUCGGCAGUGGCCACGGGCAGGCAACCGGUGGCCGUUUCUGGACUGUGGAAACCUUCACCGGGGAGUCCGGCGAGGAUCACGCGUAUUCGUGCGGGGCCCCCGUUAAUCAAGGGCGAAACGACGGUCGUUAAAGCGGUGAGCCUGGGGCGCAAAGAGGCUGUGCGCUCCUGGCUGCCCGGCACCGGCGGGGAUGCUCACAUGAAAGCGCACGCCCCCGCGGCGUUUCUCGCACACACGGCGGGAAAAGUAGCCGGGGCAGCGGGGACUGGAGGUGGAAACGGAGGUCCAGUAGGAAAGAAUUCCGCGAAACCUGCUGCCAGAGCGGGAGCAGCGGCGCCCACGCGCACCGGCUCUACUCCCAGAGCCUCCGGUGCGCAAAAGCAGCAGCAGCAGCAGCAGUACGCGGCUCAGGUGGCGCAGCGUGGCGUCGGUAACAAGGCACCACCGGGCAAAGCCAGCGACCGGGAGGCGCAUCAUAAGCAGCCGCUAGUGACUCCUCACGACUACAUGCUGUCGCUGUACUGGUCUCUGUCCACCGGAGAGCUGAACAGCAGCGCGCUGCACGAAGCAGGCUUGGCCAACACCAUCACCAGCUUCGUGGAUAAAGGGCAAGAUGAGCGCGGGCCCCAGCUGAGACGGCAAAAGUACCACUUCAACAUCAGCUCAUUGGAACGAGACGGACUCCUGGGGGCUGAACUACGCAUCCUGAGGAAGCGCCUGUCUGACCCCCGCAGAGCCUCAAACACAGGGCCGGGAUCAACAGCCGUCGGUGGAGGUGGGGGAGGGGGUGGAGGAGUGUUUUCGCCCUGCCUGAAGCUGUACACCUGCGCUUCAGGUAAACAGAAGGCUUUACUGCUCCAGACGAGGCCCCUGGAGGAUCUGGCCGGCGGAGGUGGAAUCAGCAGCAAGUGGGAGGUGUUUGACAUCUGGAAAGUCUUCAAGGGUUUCAGAAACCAGCAGAGCCAGCACGCCCAGCAGCUGUGCUUUGAACUGGAGGCCGUGGAGCACCGAGGUGGACGUCCCAUGGACCUGCGGGCUCUGGGGUUUGGCCGACCUGGGCGGACCAACAAGGAGAAGGCCUUCUUCCUGGUGUUCGGCAAGACUAAGAAGCGCGACCUCUUCUACAACGAGAUCAAGGCGCGGUCGGGCCACGACAACAAAACUGUCUAUGAGUACCUGUUCACGCAGCGGAGAAUGCGCCGAGCUCCCGCUGUGAGGGGGGCUAAAAAGCCACCGCAGCAGUCACCACAGCAGUCUGUGCCACCGCACCAGGCGGUGAAGACGCAGACGAAGCCGCGGUGCCACCGGAGGCAGCUCCAUGUCAACUUCAAGGAGAUGGGCUGGGACGACUGGAUCAUAGCGCCACUGGAGUACGAGGCCUUCCACUGCGACGGCGUCUGUGACUUCCCCAUCCGCUCGCACCUCGAGCCGACCAACCACGCCAUCAUACAGACCCUCAUGAAUUCCAUGGAUCCGGAGUCGACCCCACCCACCUGCUGCGUCCCGACACGCCUCAGCCCCAUCAGCAUCCUGUACAUUGACUCGGCCAACAACGUCGUCUACAAGCAGUACGAAGACAUGGUGGUGGAGACGUGCGGGUGCAGGUAGCAAUGAAAGGCAAGA